Molecule: messenger RNA, 1278 nt
Organism: Bactrocera oleae (olive fruit fly)
Lineage: Eukaryota; Metazoa; Arthropoda; Insecta; Diptera; Tephritidae
Source: RefSeq, a predicted model, not a curated record
UCAAACAACUCAUUAUCUAAUUAUAAUUGAUUUUGUUUUUUUGUUUCUGCUGUUUUGGGCGCGUAUCUCGACAGUUUUGCAAUCUGUUGUUGUUGCGUAGCUGCUGAGUCUCUUGCAAACUCACUAUGUUCUUGUGAAAUAUUUAAUGGCAAAUAAAAAAAUAUGUUUUCUUAGUUAUUUCGAUGCGUUUCUGGUGUAAUGUUGUUUCGUGUAGAGUAUUUGGUGUGCCUCGUUUCGCUUAUUGCGUGGUCCUCGGCGCAAAUAUUAAAUUUCCAAUGCGGCCAAACGACACGUCUUAAACGAAUUGUUAUACGCAGCCCUGCACAACAAUUUUCCACAUCUACAUGCCAAUAUACGAUUCGACGUCAGAGCAACCAUGUUUGCCAAUUACUCAUACGUUUUCAACAUUUUGAGUUGCAACAGCCGACAACGGACUCCAUUACGAAUACCUUAAGCUGUACGGAUUCCUUCACAGUCGGACGGUUUACGCUGUGCGGAGACAAUAGUGGUCAACACAUUUAUAUACCAUUUGUAGGGGAAUCAGCGGCACUAAACUUUAAUUUACCUUCGCGUUCGUCGCAAUCAAAUUGGCAUUUGAUUGUCGAGCAGCUCGAGUGUCCACCAGCGCCGAGUCAUUUAGCCGACACCUUACCACCGCUUAUUGGCGGUAUGGUCAAAGAUCUACUAGACUUGCGCAAUGUCUUCUCAAAAUUCAUCAGUGAUAUAGAUUUGCUGGCGCCAGCUGGUUGUGAUCAAUAUUAUACUGAGCCGUCGGGUCAAAUUAAGAGCUUCAAUUAUCGUGAUGGCAUCAAUACACACUAUAUGACCAAUCUGAAGUAUACGAUAUGUAUUAAACAAACAAUGACGGCAAAUUUGGUCGAAUACAUCGUGAACAAAUUUUCAUUGUCUUCCGAGUUGGCGACCGAAUUUUACAACGAGGCCUGUCGUCCUUUCAUAUUCACCGAGGGGCGUCAAAGCGAUUAUCUUAUGAUACUGAAUUCGCACUUUGCGGACAACGCCGCCAUUCAACCGACAUAUUUUUGCGGUCAAGGCCUUACGGCGGGUCAAGUUGUGAUUGGUUCCAGACCAUUUAUUAUGCACUUCUCCAGCGAUGAGCAAUGGCAUUCGGAAGAAACAGGAUUCAGCAUUGAAUACCGCACUAAAGCAGCCGCUUAGAAUUAAAAGCUGAUCAUCAAUAUAAAUUUCAAAAUAUGUGUUUUGGAAGAGAGUAUAUGAAAUCGUUCUUAAAAAAUAUAUAGAAUUUCGCAGUCAACAAAA